UAAGCUUCAGCUGCCUUUGGUAUAAAAAAAGGCAACUUACAGAUGUAGAUACCGCUAGGAUAGUAUACUUUAGUUAUUUCUAUAGCGUUAUGUGUGGGGUAUGACUGCAGAUAUAGAGUCUAUAUUUAUUUUACACAAUAGAGCAGUAAGAGCUAUUUAUCAAUUGGGUUCAACAACAUCACUUAGAGAUAAAUUAAAGAUAUUGGGAUAUUAACAGUUCAUAUACAAUUUUAUACUUUAUGUUAGAAUCAAUAUUAACAAUUACAUUAAACAUAGUCAUGUACACAAUUUUAAUACUAAAAACAAAGAUAAACUUGUUUUACCGCCAUGCAGGCUAAAGAAUCUAUCAUCAUUUAUGGGUCAAGGUAUACACUACUAUAACAAAAUUCCUAUGGAAAUUUUAAAUUUACCGUUGCCUAAGUUUAAAACCUAUAUUAAGAAUUGUCUAUUCAGUAAAGGAUAUUACACUGUAAAUGAAUAUUUAAGCGACAAAGCUUCUUGGUGUUAAAUAUAGCUCACUUCCAUGUAUAUCAAAUUGUUUAUCGGUGAGCUUUUUCGUCAAUCGAAUCACAUGUGUAGUCAAACACAUGUGAUUAGAUUGAAUCACAUGUGUAAUCAAACACAUGUGAUUAGAUUGACGAAAAUACUGUUUUACUCUUAUAUUUUCUAAUAUUGAAAUGGAAAGUGACUUCAUAUUUUAAUGAAGUCAUUUUUCAAACUUGACGCUCUGUAUGAAAUAAAACAGGGAGAAAAAAGCAGCCCUUGCCGAGUUUCUUGCCGGUUCUUCUCGGUACAAGGUCUCCCGCCGUAGAUUUACGAACCAAUGGCGGAGCAUUCGACUUUCACAAGUGCUUGUAACAGCCUUGACUGAAUAAAUAAUUUUGAUUUGAUUUGAUACAUUGACUAAGGAAAAUCUUAUCUAUUACCAUGGACGUUUAUAACAAUUAUUUAUCGAAAAAAAAAGUUUUUCUGCUCUGAAGAACAACUUUUUUUUUCGAUAAAUAGUUUAGUUUUGCGGAUUUCUACGUGUUUGCUUUCCAGCGUCGAUAUCAGAACGGAGAUUUAAAUAUCUCAUACGUAAAUCGAUUAUUAUAAUAUCGAUAUUCACACAUCGAUAAUUAUUGCCCAAGCCUACUGUCAUUUAGUUUGAUGAUGUUUGAAGCGUCAUGACAACGGAUAAACCUCAACAAACAAGAAAAGAGUCGAAAUGAAAUCAAGUCAAAAAAGUUUAAUAAAAUAAAAUAGAAAUUUAACAGAAAUCGAUUAAGUUAACAAAAAUGAUAGUUUUCAAUAUAUGGUCUACCUUGCAGUGGUAUUUGAGACCUUUCAUCAAAUGGUUUCUUAGAAAAACUACUCGACUCUGCGAAUUGCAGAGGAUCUGCUAUGGUGAGAAACCUGGAGCCUCGAGGACAUGUGCAAUAGAAAAAUCUUUGCUGUUAUCCCGCACCCCAUGUGUAAGAGAGAUAGUUUCUUACUUGGAUUCAGUAGUGUAUGACAGAAGAUUUAUUCCAGAAAAUUUCAGAGAAAUCUUAGAUCCAUCAGUAUCCGUAAUAAUGAGAGCAAAAAACAUUAAACCAUCACUUCAUGGGCCCUUCAUCACUUCAUUUAGAAACUGUCUUGAACAAAUUUGGAGUUACAAAUCUUUAGUAGAUGAGGUUGAAGAACUUCGUCGCUCUCAAUUUGAUAGUAAUAAUCCUGAGCACGAGGAAAAAUUGCUCAGAUUGUGGACAUUAUUAGUUCCCGAUGUUAAACUAGAAUCAAGAGUAACAAAGCAAUGGCAACUCAUUGGAUUUCAGGGUGAUGAUCCAAAAACGGACUUUCGUGGAAUGGGUGUACUUGGUCUGGAGAAUCUGUUAUAUUUUGCUUCUGAAUAUCCACAAGCUUCAAGUCAUGUCUUAAGCCAUUCUCUACAUCCUAAAUAUGGGUACACAUAUGCCAUUGUAGGAAUCAAUAUAACAUCAAUGGCAUAUUAUCUGUUGCAAGAUGGCUCAGCUAAAACAUAUAUGUUUAAUGCUAAACAACAUAUGCCUAAUGUAAACUUGUUCCAUAGGUUUUACUGCUACCUCUUUUAUGAAUUUGAUAAAAUGUGGAUAGAGGCAAAACCUGAAAACAUAAUGGAGUUCUCUAUUAUUUUUAAGAAAUUUGAAAGUGCUAUAAGAACAGAAUUAGCAGAUCCAGCUACAGUAUUUAGAAUAAAUAUUGAAAUAGACACAAUUUAGUGUAUGGACAUUUAUAAUUUAAGUAGGAACAAAAGUACAUUGUCAGUUGUAUUAUGUAUGACAUACAAUUUACAUUUCUUUCAGCUAUCAUGUAAUGAUGUGAAUUCAUACUUAAUGACAAUAAGUUUGUACUAGUCACAUAGCACAAUACAUUUCAAUAUGAAUGUUGUUUAUGAAGCAAAGCACCAAUAACGUUUGACAUGGCUUUAGAUGUGUAUUUAUUGAAAUUUGUAUAUUUAUUGUAAAUUAAAAUUAACAAUAAAAUAAAACUGGAUUAGAAUCAUCUUUGUUAAACAAAAUCUUCACCCAAUUUACAAACUCAAAAGAAAUAAUCAAUUUAUUAUGUAUGAUUUCAUUAAUCAUCUCAACUUUGCAUGCAAUAUAUAAAUUCAAAGGCUUACAAUACUAUUUUAUAUCUGGAUCUGGCAGAGAAUCUUAACUUAUUAUGUCACAUCAGAACAUGGGCUUAAUUGCAGUUAAAAUUAAAUUUUAUAUAGAUUAUGUUACUAAACAUGAGGCUGUGGUAUUUGCAUAUUAUUCCUUAUUGUAAAUCCUUAUUAAAUAAAAGAUAUUUUCAUUCAAAUAUGAGCUAUCUCAACUAUUUAACUAUUUUUUUAUUUCUUACAUACCUAAUACAUACAAAGUAGAAAUAUUAGAUCUAAUAUUUCUACUUUUGGAAAAAAAAUCUUUUUUCUAUUCCAUAAUAUUUUAUUUUAUAUAUCCAGUUAAUUAAAAAUAAUAAUUGGACGGACAUCUAUACAUGAACAUAUUAUUUGUAUAGUAACAGAUACAGAACAAAAGUGGCUCAAACAGUAAGUACAUUCAUACUGACUGCUACUAUAGCUUGAUGAUACUCUUAUGUCUUAUAUACGUAGGAAAACCUUUUUUCCUUUAGCAACUGAAAAAAGGAACAAGAAGACAGUGGAAAGAGAGCUAAUGAUACCAAUUCAGUUACUAUUAAAAUAUAUCAAUAAAAUACUCAUAUUUAUAGAUUAUAAAAGUAUAAAUAAAAACAAUUCAUUUUAGUAGUAAAAUUUAACAAUGAAUAUAUAAUGAAAAUAUAUCAGUUUCACAAUUAUACAAUUGAAUCAAAAUAUAAAUGUCAAUUGAAGUAAAAGUUUCAUUUCAUGGUUAAUUCUUCAUACAAAAAUCCAAUCAAAUACACUUUAGCUUUUGUAGUUGGCAUGUUGUUUCGUUGUUUAAAUUAUUGUUUUGAGUUUUGUAUUAUGACUUGUAGAAAAAAACUAAAAAUGAAUUUUUCACCCUCCUAUA
Diatraea saccharalis (sugarcane borer) is the source of this 3491-nucleotide messenger RNA. The record is from the annotation of a GenBank genome assembly. NCBI's taxonomy places the organism in Eukaryota, Metazoa, Arthropoda, Insecta, Lepidoptera, Crambidae.